Messenger RNA from Caretta caretta (loggerhead turtle), 5888 nucleotides. RefSeq lists its product as uncharacterized. Lineage: Eukaryota; Metazoa; Chordata; Testudines; Cheloniidae. Gene Ontology annotation, biological process: regulation of transcription by RNA polymerase II. Gene Ontology annotation, molecular function: RNA polymerase II cis-regulatory region sequence-specific DNA binding; DNA-binding transcription factor activity, RNA polymerase II-specific. The record is from RefSeq and is a predicted model, not a curated record.
CUGGCAUCGGGAAGUGAACUGCAGUCGCUGCAGUGAUUCUUUGUUGCGCUGCAAACCAGGUUCCUUGCAAGACCCCAGGACCUCGGCUGCUGCCGCUGGGGACCCCAGAGCCCUGGCUGCAGGCGGGGGAGGUUUCCUAUCGAGGGAGGAAUAUUCCCGCUGCUCCUCGAGAGACUCCCAGAGCAGAGACCUUGGCCUGUCCCCGCCCCCCACCCCCUUACUGGGACCCAGAGUCCUGCUCCCAGGCAGUGCCCCACGUGGAGAGAAGAUGCUGGUGACUUUUGAGGAGGUGGCUGUGUAUUUCACCAAAGGGCAGGGGGCUCUGUUGGACCCCAGUCAGAGAGCCCUCUACAGGGAUGUCAUGCAGGAGAAUUAUGAGACUGUGACCUCACUGGGAUUUCCCAGUCCCAAACCUGACCUGAUCGCCCGGCUGGAAGCAGGGGAAGAGCCGUGGGUCCUGGAUUUCCAGGCCUCGGAGGAAAGGAAGCUCCCAAGAGGUACCCACACAGCAGGUGACGAGACAAAGAGAGAGAACGAGGAGGGGAAUCCACAGCAGAAAUGUCCUGAGCAAGUGGAACUGCAGGGGACAUUUUUGAGAAGAGCUGAAGAGAACUUUUCCCAGUGCUUGGAACAGAGAAGAGCCUGCAGUAAUUGGCGCAGGUCAGAGAGGAAGCUGGGAAACUGCCAAAGGAAGAAAGUGGAUGAAUCAAUUGAAUGUGGGGGUGCAGGCAAGGAUCCCAAGGAAAUCACAGCCCAGCAGACAAAUCACAAGGAAAAGAAACCCUAUAAAUGCUUGGAAUGUGGGAAAAGUUUCAGUCGGCGCUCUGGCCUUAUUAACCAUGGGAGAAUCCACACGGGAGAGAGACCAUAUAAAUGCUUGGACUGUGGGAAAAGCUUCAGUCAGCGCUCAGGCCUUAUUAACCACAGGAGAAUCCACACAGGAGAGAGACCCUAUAAAUGCUUGGACUGUGGGAAAAGCUUUAGUCAGCACUCAGGCCUUAUUAACCAUAGUAAAAUCCACACUGGAGAGAGACCCUAUAAAUGCUUGGACUGUGGGAAAAGCUUUGAUCGGAGCUCAAAUCUUACUACCCAUCGGAGAGUGCACACAGGAGAGAGACCGUAUAAAUGCCUUGAGUGUGGGAAAAGUUUCAGUCAGCUCUCAGGCCUUAUUAGCCAUGGAAGAAACCACACGGGGGAGAGACCAUAUAAAUGCCUUGAGUGUGGGAAAAGUUUUGGUGUACCAUCUUCCCUUAUUAUACAUCAGAGGACCCACACGGGAGAGAAACCCUAUAAAUGCUUGGACUGUGGGAAAAGCUUCAGUCAGCGCUCACGCCUUAUUAGCCAUGAGAUAAUCCACACGGGAGAGGGACCAUAUAAAUGCCUUGAGUGUGGAAAAAGUUUCAGUGCACCAUCAGUCCUUAUUAUACAUCAGAGGACCCACACGGGAGAGAAACCCUAUAAAUGCUUGGACUGUGGGAAAAGCUUCAGUCAGCGCUCAGUCCUUAUUACUCAUAGGAGAAUCCAUACGGGAGAGGGACCAUAUAAAUGUCUUGAGUGUGGGAAAAGUUUCAGUGUACCCUCAGCCCUUCUCAUACAUCAGAGAACCCACACGGGAGAGAAACCCUAUAAAUGCUUGGUCUGUGGGAAAAGCUUCAGUCGGCGCUCACAUCUCAUUAGCCAUGGGAGAAUGCACACAGGAGAGGGACCAUAUAAAUGCUUGGACUGUGGGAAAAGCUUCAGUCAGCGCUCAGUCCUUAUUAACCAUGGGAGAAUCCACACAAGAGACGGACCAUAUAAAUGUCUCGAGUGUGGGAAAAGUUUCAGUGUACCCUCAGCCCUUCUUAUACACCAGAGAACCCACACGGGAGAGAAACCCUAUAAAUGCCUUGAGUGUGGGAAGAGCUUCAGUCAGCACUCAGGCCUUAUUAGCCAUGGAAGAAUCCACACAGAGGAGAGACCCUAUAAAUGCUUGGACUGUGGAAAAAGCUUCAAACGGAGCUCAAAUCUUAUUACUCAUCGGAGACUGCACACAGGAGAGAGACCCUAUAAAUGCUUAGACUGUGGAAAAAGCUUCAGUCAACGCUCAGGCCUUAUUAGCCAUGGGAGAAUCCAUACAGGAGAGAGACCCUAUAAAUGCUUGGACUGUGGGAAAAGCUUCAGUCAGCGCUCAGUCCUUAUUAACCAUUUGAGAACUCACACAGGAGAGAGACCCUAUAAAUGCUUGGACUGUGGGAAAAGCUUCAAUCGGCGCUCAAAUCUUAUUACCCAUCGGAGACUGCACACAGGAGAGAGACUGUAAAAAUACCUUGAGUGUGGGAAAAGCUUCAGUGAGAGCUCAAAACAUCAGGAGAGAAAUCAUAUAAGUCCCUCCACUGUGGGGUAAGUGUCAUUCAAAGAUCAAACCUUGCUUCAUAUCAGAUAAUACACACAAGAGAGAAACCCCGUAAGUGCUUGGAUGAUGGGAAAAGCUUCACUAACUGCAGGAAAAAAUUCAGUCUGAGCUCACACACUAUUCCACAUUCAGUAAUUCACAUAAGAAAGACCUUGAAUGUGAUGGAAGCUUCAUUUGGUGCUCACAUCAGAGACUUCUCCACAUAGGAGAGAAAUUCUCUCACUGCCCUGACUAGGGCUGGCCUUAGUAAAAACUCCAUUUCCCAAUUCCCACACACCUCAGUGGCAUUUGAUUCCCAGGUAUCCAGCUGCACAUCUCUGGGGGCAGGUUCCAGCAGCAGCUGACCCUGAGCUGAUCAGGGACGCUCUGGCUUUGCCUUGUCUAAGCAAACCCCAGGCAGAGGAGAAGUCCCAAUCAGCCCCUGCUCCCUGCUGCAACCCUGGCUACUGAACUGAUGGGCCUUCAUGCCUCCUGGUAACCUGCUGGGGGAAGGGAGAGAGAAACUCCUCCAGAAGAUCCCUCUGCCUGGAUGAAGUUCCCCCAUGUCUCUUCACUUCCCAGAUGUGAUGCUCCUUCCAUGGAGAUGAGAGGAGGGGUAUUUGGGCCAGGCCCCACAUUCUCUCUGGACACCUGUCCCCACUCCCCAUUUUCCAGCAGUCCCUGGGCUGGAUUUCCCCACUUAUCUGGAGCUGGUCCCUGCAGGGUGAGUGUCCCUGGGGGUUGGCAACUCUUCCCCUCCCUAAAUCCCCUAAGGUGCUGGGAUCUGGGGAAUCAAAUGUGAAGGUACCAGGAGGGAUGGAUUUUGGGGAGGAAACUGGGGGAUUGUGUGGUUGGGUCUGGUGGAUGUGGGAUGCAGAGGAUGCCGGGGAAAUCAAAUGUUAGGGAUCAUGGGAUAAGAGAGGAGAGUAAAGGGAAGAGAGGUGCUGCCUCUUAUCACUCAUCCCUCUGUCCCUUUUCCCUGCCCUCUCUGCAUUCAGAAAGCACCACUGAGAGGACUGAUUUCCACAGGGUCCUUUGUGGGAUGCCUAAAGGCCUAGGGAUCCUGUUACCCCAAAAUUUGGACCCAAGGCGCCCUAAUAAUGGCCUCCCUAUAACUGCAAAUCAGUUGUGAAUUUGGCCCGUCUCAAUGGGUGGCCUGCCCUAGAGGAAUUGCCUGCGUUUUAUCAGGGAGUGAACCUCUAACCCUCAGCCAACUCCUCAGAACAAAUUAGUUCUGUUAACUCAUGGGAGGAUAUGUAUACAGCCCUCCACACAAAGGAUUGACACUCAAGCAGUAAUUGAAUAAAAUUAAACACUGAACAUCCCCCACACUCUCUCCCAAACUCCAUUUACAAACCUCCACUCAAACGCCAAUGUUUUCAGCUCUGUUGGCUGACACCUGUGCUGUUGCUCACACUACAGUUCUGCAGAGGAGGCUGCCCAGAGUACUGUGGUAGGGAAGCAUUGUCCAGUGCAACAUUUCCGAGCUGUUGUUGAAUUCUCUGUGUAAUGUUACAAGCUGAGGCCUGACUGAAUUUGCUGCUUGGCUGUUACUGAGGAGGUUCUGGUGAAUUGAGGAUGCUGAGUAACAUCAGCUUAAGUUAAUGGAGUUCAUGGAGUUAAAAGGGUGCAGAGGGGGGCAAAUCAGGGGUGGGAUGGUCAGAGUCUCUGCAGGGUGAAACUGCACAGGAGGGACAAACAGCUGGAGGCAGAGGGAAGAGAGGGGCCGAGAGGCAAAAUCAGGGAUGGGGUAGCAACCAGAUUAGCAAUGGGAUACAGGUGCUGUCAGACAUGGGCAGAGAUGAAAAACCCUGGAGUAGGGAGGGGCAGAGGAGAUAAAAGUUACCCCAGAUGGGCUGAGCUAUUACAAAAAUAGACUGUUAGAAGCAGAGGGGCUCCCCCCCGCAACCUUUCAGGGCCAUGCUGCUCAGCACCCACUUCCCAGGGCUGUUUUCCUAAUGGCUCAGUGUAUCCCAGUGCCUAGACAUGGCAGCUCUUCCCUGUCUGAUAUGAUGUAUUGAACUGCUAAAGGAGACUUGAUUCCAUGAAAUAGUCUACACCCCCUCUCCAAAAAAUAUAAUCAUCAGACUUGUUUUUAGUGUUUAAAUGAAUCCCAUAUUAGUUUAUAUGCGAGCAUAAAGCCUCAUAGCAGUUCACAAAUUCAUCUUAGCUGCUGUUCUGAUUGUCAUCUAUAAAUGUAGUUUUUUGCCUUUCAAUUAUCUACUUUUUUAAAUGUUAUUUUUAUUACUCAUAGCUUUUCAUCAUUUACCUUUGGUAACAUUGUGAGAUGGUUGUCAUUGGGCAUGUUUGUAAUAGCAAAUAUAGUAGAGAGAGCUUGUGGCACUGGGCCUGGUGCAAGAUCUGAGGCCUGAACCAGAGGCAGUGAACCAAAGUAGGCCAUGUAUCAAAGCAGAUGCUCACAAGUUCGCUGCCCAGUACAUUAACUUGACAAAGUUGUGGCUAGUGUACUAGGCACUAGAGAUUUACGUAAAUAUAUCCCAGCUAGUACAGAUGGGUUAGUUUGACAAACAAUGGAUAGGGAUGUUUUGUUCAAGAUAUAAGGAAAAAGGUGAGGUAAACAUCUCAUGAACCACAUAAGGUGGUACAUAAAUUGUUUAUCCCAGAUUAUGUGUCUUAGUCUAUAAAUGUUGGGGUACCUCACUGUAAGCCUUUGUCCGGCCUAGGGGGCAGCAGAAAGUCCUGCUGCUGACUGGCCUGGUCCAGUGUAUUGGGCAUACAUGUGAUCGUGUACCUGUAGAAUCUGUGGGGCGCUCGUGUGACACUGAGUGAGAAAGGGUUCGUCAGCUAGCAGGCUACAUGACCCAAAUCCAACUUUUAGAGACAUAUUAAAAAGUAUGUAAAUGGUCCUUAGGGCCAUUCCAUGUUAGAUAAACUAGAGUUUUGAAAUUUAGACUUCUAUUGUUAGAGAAUGAGAAGAAGAUAGUGAUUGUAUUUGUCUGUGUUCACCUAUAUCUUGAUAGAGGUUAACAAUGUAACCUAUCUGUCGCUAUGUUCUAUUGAUUCAGAGAUCAAAAGGGAAUUUUAACAUUUUGAUAAAGCUUGGGUGUAACAAUAUCGUUAUCUAUAUUUCUCUUUGAAAUGUGUAGUAAUCUGUCUAUGAACUGCUUAAUGGAUAAUUAAUUACCUUAUGCUGAUGAAUGCAACUAGUUACCUGUGUAUACAUAGAAAAUAGGAGGUUUUACUUCAAAGCCACAAUGCUUCACCCAAGGAAUACCUGCUGUCAGAGAACUGUAAAAGGAACUCUUGGGCCCUGAUCCUGUUAUCUCAGAUCUGCUUAAGCUUUGUCAGGGGAAGUUUGACUCGCAAGCCUGAGGUAUCCAGCUCCAGUCUGGAUCAUCCUGACAUUGGACUAUAACCUAUGGAACUAAUUCUGAAAAUAACUUUUUGCAACUCUAAAGCUUACCAUCUCUACUAUGAAACUGACUUUAGAACUCUAUUCAUAUCUGCAUAUAUAGUGAUCUUUUAACCUAUACACUCUUUUUUUUUUUUUUUUUAA